Messenger RNA from Salarias fasciatus (jewelled blenny), 10004 nucleotides. RefSeq names its product msx2-interacting protein. The transcript is spliced from 15 exons. Bases 287 to 9700 code for a protein of 3137 amino acids. Lineage: Eukaryota; Metazoa; Chordata; Actinopteri; Blenniiformes; Blenniidae. Gene Ontology annotation, molecular function: RNA binding. The record is from RefSeq and is a predicted model, not a curated record.
AAACAAACAUAAAAGGGAAACUGCAAAUAUUUACCGACAAACAAGUACAAAGUCGCUCGACAUCAGCGGCAAGAUCACGAGCUCGCGCAGCUCGCACCCGAAACGUCCAGGAGCGAGCGUCAUGCGCGCUCCCGCCGUCGGGUCGAGGACGCAGCAGCUCCACUGGCAGCGGGCUGAAGACUGAGGACCGAGGACAGGCCCCGAUCGUUCAUUUUGUUCAGGCGGACCUCCGACCGGCACGGAUUACAAACGUGAGAGAUCAUAUGUGUGUGGAAACGAGCACACGAUGGUUCGGGAAACCAGACACCUCUGGGUGGGGAAUUUACCCGAACACGUUCGAGAGGAGAAGAUUGUGGAGCAUUUCAAGCGGUAUGGCCGCGUGGAGAGUGUAAAAGUCCUGCGAAAGCGAGGUUCAGAGGGGGGUGUUGCAGCCUUUGUGGAUUUUGUGGAUAUUAAAAGUGCACAGAAGGCUCACAAUGCUGUCAACAAAAUGGGAGACAGAGACCUUCGGACUGACUACAACGAACCCGGGUCAGUCCCCAGUGCUGUUCGAGGCCUUGAAGACAGCUCCCCCUCGAGCAGUCGAGAAGUAGCGGGAUUCUCUAGGGGAACAGUUGGUCCAGUGUUUGGCCCUCCUGUGUCCCUUCACACCAGAGAGGGACGUUAUGAACGGAGAAUAGAUGGUAGUUCCGAAAGUCGUGAGCGUGCAUACGAUCACAGCCCAUAUGGACAUCAUGACCGCAGUGGCACUUUUGACAGACAGCGUCACUACAAUGCUGAUUAUUACAGAGACCGCUCUGUGUUUGCUGCAGCUGGCCCCGGUAGCAGUGCUAUUGGGGCGAGCUUCGACGCUUCAGACCCACAUUUUGACUCUCGAAUCAGAGACCCUUUCACUCUCACGAACUCCACACGACGGGACCUGUACAGAGACGACAGAGGACGGCGUGUUGAUAGAACUUAUCAUCACCGUCGGAGCCGAUCAUCUCAUUCCUCACAGUCAAGACACCCUUCUCCGCAACGGACCACGGGGCAAACCCCUAAAACUCCUCAUUCCCCAAAAAGAGCCCCAUUGUCACCUGGCAGAGGCCCAAGAUCUCGAUCUCACAGCAGGUCGUCGAGCUCGGAUUCUGUCAGCAGCACCAGCAGUACAGGCAGUGGCAGCGAUUCAAACAGCAGCUCCAGUGAUGGAUCUCGAGCUCGUUCGGUUCAGUCAUCGGCUGCACACGUGCCUCCACAGUCCUCCAUGGUGCUUGACUCUGAAGAGCCACGUAGAAGUUUCGGAAUUAAGGUGCAGAACCUGCCGGUGCGCUCUACAGACACAAGUUUAAAGGAUGGACUCUUCCAUGAAUUCAAGAAGCAUGGAAAAGUUACUUCAGUACAGAUUCAUGGAGCAUCUGAAGACCGUUACGGUUUAGUAUUCUUCAGACAACAAGAAGAUCAAGAGAAAGCCCUGAAUGUCUCCAAAGGGAAGCUCUUUUUCGGCAUGCUUAUCGAAGUGACUGCUUGGAACGGUCCUGAAACUGAGAGUGAAAACGAGUUCAGACCCUUGGAUGGUCGAAUUGAUGAGUUUCACCCAAAGGCAACAAGGACACUGUUUAUAGGGAACCUUGAAAAGACCACCAGUUAUCAACAGCUCCUGGAUAUUUUUCAGCGCUUUGGAGAAAUUGUGGACAUUGACAUCAAGAAAAUCAAUGGAAUUCCCCAGUAUGCUUUUGUUCAGUAUUCUGACAUUGCUAGCGUUUGCAAGGCCAUUAAGAAGAUGGACGGAGAGUAUCUGGGGAGUAACAGACUAAAGCUUGGGUUUGGAAAGAGUAUGCCCACGACCUGUGUCUGGCUAGACGGGUUAGCAACCAAUAUUACAGAGCAAUACCUCACUCGGCACUUCUGCCGCUAUGGACAUGUAGUUAAGGUUGUGUUUGAUAGAUUGAAAGGGAUGGCCCUCAUUCUGUACAACAACACAGAUUUUGCUCAAGCAGCUGUAAGAGAGACGAAAGGCUGGAAGAUUGGUGGUAACAAAAUAAAGGUGGAUUUUGCAAGUCAAGAGAGCCAGAUGGCAUUCUACCGAUCUAUGCAGGCAUCUGGUCAAGAUAUUAGGGACUUCUAUGAAAUGCCUCCUGAACGAAGAGAGGAUCGCAGACCUCCAUAUCAUGAGUUUCCAGCGGAAAGGGCUUACUAUGAGAAUAUACGAACCCCUGGCCUUUAUCCAGAGGAUGCUCGAAGAGACUAUGCUGCACGCAGCAGAGAACGCUUUCCUGAAUUGGAGCAUUAUCAAGGCGAGCACUUCGACCCACGUUACCAUGAAGACCCAAGAGAUUACAGGGAUUACAGAGACCCCUUUGAGCAAGACAUUCGGAAGUACACAUACAUUCAAAGAGAGAGAGAACGAGAGCGAGAGCGUUUCGAGGCUGAUCGUAACAGAUGGAGCCCUUCUCACCCACGGCGCCCUGUUACUCCAGCAGUUUCACCUUCACCAUCUGAGCGGGCUCCCAGAGACUCUGAACGUCGGGUUUACAGCCAGUCUUCUGAAAGGAGUGGUAGCGUUAGCUCCGUUUCGCCAACACAUUUUGACAAAGCUGAUAAGACCCUGCCAGAACAUGCCUCAAAGAGUGAUAAAAGCAAUCAACCGGAUCGUUUGGCAGGGGCUGAAAAAAUUAAACGUGCCAAACGAAAAGAGAAAGGUGACAAAGACAAACCUGAGAAGCUUAAGUCAAGGAAAGCAAAAGGGCAGUCACCAUCCAACCCGCUGCCUGAAGGUGAGCUUGAGACUGGUUUCGAUGGUGGUUCAGGAAGAGGAAGGGGAUCAGACCAAGAUGCACUUGAGAAACAGAAAUGUAAGGGAGAUAAUGACACCCUUCCUGGGACUGUAUCGUCAGCUGCACAUCUGGAGUCUGUCAAAGGUGAAAGGUCUGAAAUUGGUAAAGGCGAUAAUUCAGACCUGGACGCCAGAACUCGAAUAAAGAAACAGCCUAAAUCUGAUUCUGGAACUGAUGGGAAAGAUUCUUCAGUUGAUUCAGAUCGGCUUGCUGCAAGAAAGAGGCGCUUUGCUGAUUCUGGUGGUGGGACUGUCCGACAGAAGAGAAGCAGACAUAGAGAUGAGGACGGGACUCAGUCCUCAGACUUAUGUGCUACUGGCAUGUAUUUGAAAGACUCAGAUACUGACAAACCCAAAGAUUCUCAACAGAGAGAAUCAAGACUGAAAUCGGAAAAAAGUGGUGCUCAGAAGGAUGGUCAAGAAGAUGUUCGAGGACGAGAUAAGUCAGAUGGAUCUUUGGACCCACUGGAGCCCAAGCGACAUCCAGAACAUGUUUCAUCGAGAAGAUUUUCCCAGGAGGGUCUUGCAGAGCAGAACAGCACCCGAGAGCAAGAUCAUGCUGUUUUCAAGUUUAGUCAGAAUUCUGAACCUAGCAAAAGUUCCAAGACUAAGGAAGACCAUGUUGAUAUAGAUCUUUCUCAGAGUUACCGUAAGCAGAUGGAACAAAAUAGACGUUUGCACCAACAACAGCAGCAGCGUGAAUCUGACAAACCUGAAAAACCAGGAAGUCCUCAUGGAAGUGAAACGGAGGACUUGGAACAUCGCAGUCUUGUACAUGAGGUUGGAAAGCCACCUGAAGAUGUCACAGAUAAUUUUCCAUCUCACAAAUUGAAGAAACAAGACCAGUUCGAUGCUGAGUCAGUAACAAAGAGAGAACGUGUCUACAGAAGCUUCAGACACAAAAGUGAAGAUCCUGACUGGAAUAACAGCUCUUCUCCAGGACGUCAGCUCUUCUCUCACCACAGAGAUGAAGACUUUGUGGAUGCUCCUCAGAAAGAGCUUAAAAGAAGCGAGGAAAAAAAUUACCCAGAUUUGGAUUUGUUGGUCAAAAAGACACCAAACACUCAGGUAAACAAAAACAUUUCUUUACUUGGCAUGGAAGAAGAGCAGCAAAAGAGAUUGGAGGGCAGAGUUAAACAAGAUUUGUUACCCAAUAUAAACUUCUCAAGAAGUUUAAGUAAAAACAUUCACAACAGAAAGCGAUUAGAAUAUGGUGUUUGGCCAGACUUAGAGCCAGGUGAAGUUCGAUCAGACUCUGAAGAAGACAGAGAUACCAAACCUCAUUCUCCUGUGCCCUCUACAUCUAUGCCCUUUUCUCAGAGGCAAAGGGCUGACAGGUUUUCAGACCCCAAACUAGCACAUCUCGAAAGGAACAAGUUCUAUUCUUUUGCCCUUGAUCAAACAAUUACUCCAGAUACAAAGGCCCUACUUGAGCGUGCAAAAUCCCUCUCAUCUUCCAGAGAAGACAACUGGUCAUUUUUAGAUUAUGAUACUCAUUUCGCGAGUUUUCGUAACAGAAAGGACACUGAGAAAGUGGAAGCAACACCAAGGCCUACACCUCCCUGGUACAUGAAAAAGAAGAAGAUCCGAAGUGGAUCAGAAGAUAAACUUGAUGACAGGAAGGAGGAGCCAAAGCCAGAAGAACAAGAACGCAGGGAAUUGUUUGCCUCCCGCUUUCUUCACAGUCCUGUCUUUGAGCUAGACUCCAGACGACUUCAACAUCUGGAACGCAGACAUGAAGAACCUGAGCAAGUCCAGCAGCCCGGUCAGCAAGGGACAGUUGAUGGUGAACCUGAUUCUGGGCCAGUUGUUCUUUUUUAUAGUCGCUUUUUAGAGCUGACAAAACAACAAGAACAAAAGAAUAAAACUCAACAGAUACAGGAAGGUAAAGAUGUGAUUCUCACAAAUGAGAUUAAAGUAGAAAAACCACCAGUUCAAGAGCAGCAAACUGAGCCAUCACCAGAAACUUUUGAAUCUGUUGAGCCAGAAAUUAAACCCAUCAGUCCAGCUGAAGAACUGAUCCCUGAACCUCAACUUCCACCUGCCUCUACACCCCAAUCUAUCAAGGACAGUCCUCCAUCUGAAGAAAAAUUUGCUGUGCCAAAUUCAGUCCCUGAUAUUAAUUCCCCUGUGUCAAUCACAAAGGAAGAAGUAAAAGAAGAGGUGAGAGAAACUGAAUGUUUGCCUGUUCAGCCAUCACCAACUGAAACAAAUUCUGAACAUGCACCUGUUGCCAUGUCUGAACCCAACUGCUUGGAGAAUCAAGGCAAACUUUCUCCUCUUUUUGAAGAGAAAACAGAUGUGGUCACUGAGGAUCUUAAGCCCCCAGUCUCAGAACAACUAUGUUGUCCCAGUUUUAAUGAAGAGUUUAUUAGUAGUUCUGAACCAGAGCUGGAUCCUGAGACAACACAACCAGAAGUACCUGAAGCUGAGAGUCCAGCACCUCCUAGUUUAGAUGAGCAGGAUGUUGUCAAGAAAGAGUCUCCUGCUUGUAAAGAAGAAGAAGAGCCUGAAGAAGAAAAGAAACCUGAAAUGGAUACAGUGCAGAUGCCUGUUGAUAGUGACACAAAUGAAGAGCCAGUGUCACCUCAAAAAGAGAAUAAACCAAAAGAAAUGAAACUUAAGAAAGGCAAGCAGUCACCUGCUCAAGUUACUUCAGUUCCCAUCAUGUUGACUCCCGUUUCUGAGAAACAUCCUACACGCAAGAGUGAGCGCAUUGACAAAGAGAAACUGAAACGUGGUUCAUCCCCAAGAGCAGAACGGAAAUCUGCUGGAAAAUCUCCCAUACAUGGAUCAGAUCCUGAUACAUCAGAUCAGAGCCGAUCAAUUACUAGAGCAAGAAGAAGGAAUGUUAAAUCUGUAUAUGCCAUCUUACCUGAAGAUGAUGCACCAGUGUGUUCUGGCAAGGAAAUUUCAGAGUCGCCACGCUCUGCACGAAAGCGAGGUACUGACAAAGAAGUCACACAACAAAAUACUGAAAUAGAUCCACCAGCUCCAGCCCCCGUUAAACGUGGACGUCCUCCUAAACAUCGCAGACAAGUUGAUGUGAAUUCAACUGCUAAGGUAGAAAAAGCUAAAAUAGACAAAGAUGCUGAUUCAAAUGAAUCUGAAAGUGGUGAACGAGCCCCAAGAACAUCUAAAGGCAAAGCAUCCCCUCAUGUCGCAAAGAGUUCAGCAAAUCAGAUGUCUGCAGCCCAAGGAUCUGGAUCAACAAAGAAGGUGGACAAAACUCAGGCAGCUGAUGAUCAUGAGAUGGAUUUCACAGAUGAAGAUACCUUGACUUUGCAAGACUCAUCAAAUCCAUAUAAAGAUGAUUCAUUAAAAACUGAGCAAAAGAAAGAGAUAAAAGAUGAGCAAGACUCAGAACUGGAAAAAGAUAAAGAGAGUAGCCCUCUUGAAAAUGUUAGUGAGGCUAAAGCCAAUGGCAAAGAGACUGAUUCUGUUUUAAAAGAGAAACCCACUGACAAGGCUGUGAGAGGAAAAUCCAAAUCGCAAAAGUCGAAGUCUCCUGUCCUCAAGAACCUCAAAAUCAGACUCAAUGUAACGGAGGUCAAAGAUCUUCUUCAGUUAGGAGAGGAAGAGCCUGUGAGUCAAGAAGACUCAUCAAAAAAGCUAAAGCCGAUUGACCAUGAUGAUCUUAAAGAGGAAAAGGAAAAUGCUACUUUGGAGAAAACCAUAGAAACCUCAAAGAGCUCAAGAUCACAGGAGCUAGAAUUGGAACAGGCUGUAGAGAACAUUGCAAAACUCACAGAUCCGACGUUUCCAACAGAGCCGCCAACAUCACCUGUCCCACCAGCAGAGGUAAAAAGUGAUCCUGAGGAGGAAAAACCUUCUAAUCCUGCUAGUGAGACAGAGCUCAUGGCUGCUAUAUGCUCAAUAACUCCAGAGGAUACAAAUGCAUCUUUAACCCAAGCGCCUCCAGUAAGUGCAGAUGUAGGUUCAGAAUCUGAGAUCCAAGACUUGAUUCAGCCCGUCAAAGAUGAACCUGAUACUCCAUCUACUUUGCAGGAUGAGCUUAGUCUCCCAAACACACCCAUAAAACCCCCCAGAAAGCAAAAACCAUCUAAACGCCUUAAAGGCCAAAAGCAGGUGAAAAAGGAUUUGAAGGAAGAACCUGCAAUAACAGAGGAACCGACAAAGCCUUCAGCAGAAAGCAAAGCAUCUAAUGUGAAGGAUGUUUCUGAAGCACCCUUAUCAGCAGCAGCAACAGCAGCAGUUAUUACCACAACGACAUGGAAGCCAGAACCUGAACUAUUGGAUGUCACAGCAACAGAUGUGAAAACAGAGUCUGCAUUGUCUUCUGAGGAACAACCUCAGAAAUCUGUUUACCCUCCGGCCAAAAAUCGACCUGGCUCACAACAGCCGAUUCCACAGGAUUGUGUCUCCUCUUCACUUCCAUCACUAACCAACAGACCAAAUAUCAGAUUAAUUACAAGCAAUAUCCCUGCCUCGCCAACAGAUUGGCAACUCCAUCCUAAAGAUGCAAGUGUUUCCUUUUCGCCAGUUGUACCAGUAGGGGCCAAGGAAAACCAGCCAUUAUCGACUGACGUGGAAAACACCAAUGCUGAUCAUGGAACAAGCGACUUGAGACAGAUUCUCAUGCAACACAAAACUGUUCCUCUGCCGGGCAGUACGCCCAUUCCCACUACUUUGCCCAACCUUCGAGAUUACAACCCAUCUGAAAGUAAUUGUCAACUCUCAGUUCUUGUGUCAAAUAAGACACCACUUCCUGAUAGCAAAACACAGGUCCAUCCUGUCCCACCAAUUGUUAGACCUCCAGCCUCCCUAACAUCUGCUGAGACGAAGUCUGUCAUCUCAGUGAUUUCAUCCACAGCGGCAUCUGUUAUUAGUCGUGUUUGCAACCCUUCUGAACCUGAGGACAAAGUGAACAUUAAUGUUGGAAAUCCUUGUGUGGAUGCUACCCAGCCUAAGCAAACUUUCAGGACCAUUAAAGAUGAUACUGGAUCAUAUCAUGGGCCAUCUCUGAGUGACGAUGGAGCAAGUUCCGCGUGUUUUGUUACUGGGUCUCUGCCUGGACUAAGAGUAAAUACACCUGAAGGAGUGGUGGUAUUGAGUCAUUCAGGUCAGAAAAAAGAGGGACCCCAGCGGAUUGUUGCAAAAUUGAGUCGAAUUCCUCAAGCAACAGCAGGUGACAUUGAAUCGCAGCAGUUGGUGUCCAUGUCGCAGAUUAAGCCGGACAUGUAUGGUCAUUCUCAGUCAGGACUUCAAAAAGGUCCUUCAACACAGUCAGAUCAUGGACAUCCUGGCAAACAGCAGUCAGCUCCAUCUAUCAAGCAAGAAAGUGCGAGUUUGGACAAGGUGGAAGCAAGUUACCUACCUGGACCUCAAGGAGUGGUGAAACGCAUUACACCGAGUAACCCGCAAGUAAUGAGUUACCAUCAAGAUUACAUGUCAUCAAAACAUCCAAAGAAAAUGGAUAAUGCAGAUUCUCAUGGUACAGAUGCGACGAAACCACCUUGGACACCUUCUGCUGUGAGUCCUGCAAUAAGCCCACAUCUGCCCUCCCCACCAGGAAACCAUGUAGGCUUUGUCACGGCACCUGGUGACAGAGGUCUCAGCGGGAUCAAACAGGAACCUCGUUCCCCACGGAAGUCAGGCCAUCCACACUCUCCAUUUACGAAAGGGUCCUCACCGAUAGGCUCCUCGUCACCUAAAGGCCUUCCAGUUAUGUUAUCAUCUGGCCUUCCUGCCAUGCAGCCGUUUAUCACUGGCGUACAUCAUCCAGAGCAGUCAGUCAUCAUGCCACCUCACAGCGUACCUGGAGGCUUGGGCCGGAUGUCUCCUCAUUGUGGAAGCCAGUCUAUUUCAAUGGGCCAUCUUGUCCAAGGAGAUGUUCGAGUCAACACUCCGACUUUGUCUGUGAUGAACUAUGGAAUGCAUAGUGAGAUGGAAAGCCUUCAGUCAGAUCCUCGGGGGACUGUUCAGUUACAAACCUAUAUAGCACCAGGUGACAGGCGUGUCCUCUUACACCCACAAGGUGAGCGUUCAGCUGCUGAUCCUCAUUCUGGACACAUUCAAGAAAAUCUCCCACCUUCUUCACCAAGACCACAUGUUAUGUCCAAACCUGUGUCUGAAAAGGAUAUAACAAAGUCAUUAGAGGCAAAGAGACCACACUCACCUCUGCCCAAAGAUGGAAUGAUGGGGAUCAGGCAGCCUGGGGGGGCCAUAGCAUCUCCUCAAAGAGUUCAACUAAUGCCACCAGGACCAAGUGCCUCAUUUCAAGAGUACCCAGGACUGUACUCAAACCCAAGAGGCAUUCAUUCUCAAAUGCCAGCGGUGUCCCCUGUUGGACUCAGCCAGCCUCCCGCUAUGGGUGCUGACCUCCGGGUGAAACCUGAUGGAAAGACGACGCAGACUGUUAAUAUGGUGCAGUUACUCACGAAAUACCCGAUAGUGUGGCAAGGCCUGCUGGCACUAAAAAAUGACACUGCUGCUGUCCAGUUGCAUUUUGUCUGCGGCAACAAAGCUUUGGCUCAUCGAUCACUGCCUUUACAAGAAGGAGGAGCUCUUCUCAGGAUUGUCCAGAGAAUGAGAUUAGAGGCUUCACAACUGGAGAGUGUAGCAAGAAGAAUGACAGGAGACACUGACUACUGUCUUCUUCUGGCGCUGCCUUGUGGACGAGAUCAAGAUGAUGUCCUAAAUCAAACUCAAGCCCUUAAGGCAGCAUUCAUCAACUACUUGCAGGCAAAGUUGGCUGCCGGUAUCAUCAAUAUCCCAAAUCCAGGUUCAAAUCAGCCUGCCUAUGUGCUCCAGAUUUUUCCGCCAUGUGAGUUUUCAGAGAGCCACUUAUCACAACUUGCACCCGACCUCCUCAACAGGAUCUCCAGCAUCUCGCCACACCUCAUGAUUGUCAUCACCUCUGUGUAACCUUCACUGGUGGGAGCUUUCCCCACAAUGGAUGUCCUGCAGAAGAGUCUCAGGAAGCCAGAGGAAUAUAAAAGAUUGGGGGUGCUUUUCUUUUCUGGACACAAUGGAAAUUUGUAGGAUUUACCCAAUCAACAAUUUUUAAUUAUUUUUGCAUCAGUCUUUUUUUUUUCUUUUGUCACUCCUGUCUGGUGUGUUUGUCCUUCUUGAAAGAACUCAGGGAUGGACCAAGCCAGCACGAGUCUUACUUGACCAUUUCUCUGCUGUAUUUCUAUUUAUUGGAGUUUUAUUUUAAUGUCCGGAUUUG